Messenger RNA from Leguminivora glycinivorella, 1223 nucleotides. It is a transcript of the gene rogdi, whose product is annotated as protein rogdi. Bases 75 to 890 code for a protein of 271 amino acids. The record is from RefSeq and is a predicted model, not a curated record. Lineage: Eukaryota; Metazoa; Arthropoda; Insecta; Lepidoptera; Tortricidae. Gene Ontology annotation, cellular component: RAVE complex. The transcript has 7 exons.
CUUCACGUGAACCGUCGGAAAGAAACUAUUAAAAAUUUACACACGAUUAUUCAGUUCGACAAAAUUCUAUUGCAAUGAGCGAUAACGAAAAGGAAGAAGCUGCAAAUUUGAAAGAAGAAUUCGAAUGGGUUCUUCGAGAGGAAGUUCAUUCGAUCUUGCAUCAACUGCACUCGGUUUUAGUCGGUUGCGCUCACAGAUUCCCCGUCCCUCUGUACGGGAAUGAGGGCCAGAAACAAGACAAAUUUAUAUUGACCUCGCAGCCCGAACAGCUCAAAUGCAUUGUAACACUAACUGGCGACAGCAUAACUCAUGCAUCAUGUUUCUCUCACCAGGAUAUAAGUUUCAAGGUGCUUCGGCAAAUGCACACGAUAUGCCGCACAUCAAUCAACCAGGACGGGCCGUGGAAGCUUCAGCAGAUCCAGGAUGCAGCCAACCACUUGCAGCAAGCCAUCGGCUACAUUGACAAUGUUGACAAACAUUAUAUAUUCAGGUCAUCAGAUGAAGUACUACAUAUAAUUCAGUGCCUGAUCGGAUCCCUUCAAAGAGCGCGCACAGCACUAGUCCUGCCAAAGAAGAAAGCCAUUGAUGAACUAAUGAAAAGUCGAAAUAUGAAAGCCUUAGCACCAAACCUGCCCGAAGACCUCGCAAUAUCAUUCUACAUCCAGUCCCACAAGCUAAUCUUCGUGGCGUACCAACUCAGCUCGGUCCACGGUACAAUGCGUAUAGACUCCUGCCAGGCUGACUGCGCAGUUCCUUGGCUCAGCGACGUCUUGUUUAUGCUGACGGCUUCGCUGCACAUGUGUCAGCAACUUAAGGAUAAGCUGUGCGUUUUCUCGCAGUACAAAGACUUCACGGUGGGCUCUCGCUCCGCGUCCAUGGUGUUAAACUGAUUCCCUUCUCCACGUGAUUCUCAGUAAUGUACGUAUGAUUAACGAGUGUGGAUGGCUGGUUGGAGUUUUUAUAGGUGGCGCUAGUGUAGGUUUCCCUGACUGACAUACCGAUUUGUUUUUUUAUUCAUUUAUGGCUCGGAUGCUAGUCUUGCUAGUCAUACUUAAUCGGUGUCCCGCCGCGCGUUUUAGGUGGCCCGCCAAAUGAUUCGUAUACAGCAGCCAUUCUCAAAGUGUGCUCCGCGGACCCCUAGGGCUCCGCAAAGCCUCUCUGGGGGCUCCGUGUGAAUUUUAGGUACCUGAUAUGCAACUUCAACUCUCUUCCAUAAAACCAAA